Molecule: messenger RNA, 2458 nt
Organism: Dendroctonus ponderosae (mountain pine beetle)
Lineage: Eukaryota; Metazoa; Arthropoda; Insecta; Coleoptera; Curculionidae
Product: cAMP-dependent protein kinase inhibitor beta
Exons: 3
Coding region: 1040-1423 (127 amino acids)
Biological process (GO): negative regulation of cAMP-dependent protein kinase activity
Cellular component (GO): cytoplasm; nucleus
Molecular function (GO): cAMP-dependent protein kinase inhibitor activity
Source: RefSeq, a predicted model, not a curated record
AGCAAGAACGCUCAUUUGUAUGUCGUUACAAAGGGGUAAAACAGUCGCUAUCACUUCAUCAAACAUUAAUAAAAGCUUAUCUGGAUCACUAGAACAAUCCCGGUUUAUUUGCCGGCAAUCUUGGCUGGCAAAUAUUUGAAAUCGCUGUUUGGCAGCCGUAGUGGCGGCAAACAUUAGGAAGUGGCCAUCAGUGAAAAGUCGGUUCAAACAGCCAAAAAUAUUCAAACUCGGUGUCUUUGACUGCAACCCAUUUUUCAUGUCGAGUAAAGUGCAUUUUUGCGCUUUUUGGUCGAUUGUUUGGUGGAUCGAUUCGCCGUUGGGAGCUCAAUUAACUUUAAAACGGUUGUAAUUCCGUUGGCUGUUUGCACAGAUAUUCCUACGUUUUGCGUCAUUGUGGCGACGUUUUUUUUUUCGUCGAGAACAGACGGAAAUCGCAUGCACUACGUAAUGAAGGACGUAGGUGAGCUCGUAUUGAGGUAAAGCAGACCAGGACUGGGAUUUUCACGAUUUGAGUGAAGGAGGAACUAUCUAAACCCGCGAUGGUUCCACUCGAUUCAUGUUUGCAAAACUUUUUUCUUGGGUAUUUUGCCUCAAAAUGUGUGUCGUUUAAAAUGAAAGAAUUUCCUCACACCUUCUACUCCAGAUUUUUCCAGAUCCUUUCAUUUCCUGUUGCCCUUCUGGUCAAUUUUCAGUUGUUUCUUCUAUAUUAGAAAUGAAGCUUUUGAACUUUUUUCGUGUAGUUCAACAAUGUAAUCCUUUGAAAGCGACAGGUUUUUCGGCAUCAGUUAAUUGUUUAUAAGGUAAAUUUAAAAUUGCUGUUCGCGAAAGAGCAUAAAGACGUGGGGAAAUGAAGUGUUUUUUGAAAGACACACUAAAGAAUGUGUAGGUGUAUUUAAGCUACUAAAACAGUUUUUUGAAAGUCCGUCCCUGCAGGCCACAGAGUAAAUAUUUCAUUACUGAAGUACACUGAACACAAUCAUUUGAAUUUUCUUGGGCUAGAGUAGUGACAGGACCGAAUUCCGCGUUGAAACAAGGAAAAAUGUAUCUGAUCGUCAAACAAGCCCCGGAACGGCGAUGCGCCCUAAAAAAGCGCCAGUUUGGCGAAAAAAUGUGCCGCGCUGUGAAAAAUCGGCGCAAAUUUUUGCUAAAAAUGCUGGCUGUGAUGGAGGCAGGGGCACAAAGUGCAGGUCCAUCAAGCGCUUCCGGUUCUUCGGCGCCCAACGAGCCGCCCAUCAAAGAAUUCCUCAGCUCGGGCCGAACGGGGCGCAGAAACGCCCUGCCAGAUAUUCUAGGCCAACAUGCUGUUGUGACCUCGUCAGAUCUGCCGUCCCGGCUGCAGGCUUUGAGCACAAAGGACUCAAACUCAUCUGGGGCCUCACAUCUGGGAGAGCCUCAGCCGGGCCCCAGUUCGGCCAAGAGCUGAACAAAUCAAAACUAUGUUAUCAGAGGAACAUAUUUAGGCCAUCGCCGGUCUGUACGUACGGUGGAUGUUACUUAACGUAGUAUUUUUGUAUCUGAAACAAUACUCGAACUUGUCGGAUCUUUUGGUGUCCGAAACGUUGCCAGGGCUGUGCAAAGCUUGAUCUGUAUUAUGCUUCAUGUAAAUAACUGGCCAAGCACAGUCUGGAGCAAUGGAUUUUUGGAUAUUUAUUGCAGGCAGCUAUUUGUAGACUUGCGGUUGCAGUCUGGUGGAUGCAAACUUUGCAGAUUGCCUCACUAGACGAGCUGUAGCACCCCAACAAUCAUCAUUUAUUCACUAUUUAUUUGAUCAUCCAUUUGAAGCACUAAGUUAGGAACUGUACCUGAUAGAAGCCUAAUUGCUGUAAAAGCCGCUUUUCAUUGAUCGCCCUUAGCGCGAAGAGUCGUAAUAAUUGCAAACCGUUCGGCCCUACUUACGUUCAACAACGACACGCUGUGUGAUAUUAAAUGUAUGUUGGUUUAACUGGUUCAAUGAUGAAUCUUUUGAAGCAUCUGAAGAGUGUCAAUUUUUAAAUUAUGAAUUCUUAUGUAAAAAGCUACUGUCUGUCUGCAUAUGGUCAGACUGGGGAAAUUUUACCGCAUCAAUACGGAAAACCCAUGCGAUUUAAUGCACUUUAGGUGUUGUGACGCACUUAUCCUGUUAAACUUACGAUAACAGCGCGCAACCAGUAAUUAGGGCAUAAUUGCUUGAUUUUGAAUGUAAAUUGCACGCUUGUUUGCACUCCAUGGUUCUGUCCAAAGAACCGCCGUCAGACUGUAGGUUGAAUCUCAUCGUUUUUAGUUUGCUCCAUAUAAACUGCCUUUUCGUUUGGUGUUUAGUCGAGAUUGCAUUUCGUUUCCGGCUAAAGCCCAGUAUUAGUGGCUCAAUAUUGAUGUCCAAAACUAGUCAUGUAGACCUAAUUAACGGAGUAACCAUGUAAAUUAUUAUUGUCAAUAUAUUUGUAUGGAUUUCACAAUAAAACCACGUUGGAAAGCUCAA